Messenger RNA from Gadus macrocephalus (Pacific cod), 4354 nucleotides. RefSeq names its product arrestin red cell-like. NCBI's taxonomy places the organism in Eukaryota, Metazoa, Chordata, Actinopteri, Gadiformes, Gadidae. Gene Ontology annotation, cellular component: cytoplasm. The coding region runs from base 319 to 1434 and encodes 371 amino acids. Gene Ontology annotation, molecular function: angiotensin receptor binding. The record is from RefSeq and is a predicted model, not a curated record. Gene Ontology annotation, biological process: G protein-coupled receptor internalization; positive regulation of ERK1 and ERK2 cascade; signal transduction. The transcript has 12 exons.
CGUGUGUGUGUUCUUUACGUACAUACACAACAAUGAAAUUGUUUGCAUGCAGCAUUAACAUCUCCGCCUCGACUCGGGCAGCCCUUGCGCAACGCGAGCUGCUACUGUACACAACAAGACGCGCAGAAACCCAAGUUCCUGUCUUUGCGGAAGCGAACGAGGGACAAGGCGGUGCUGAAUGCAAUUAGCAUAUUAACUAGCGCUCGGGUGGAUGUGCACAGAUGUUAAAGGACAACGCGGUCGGAAAAAGAAAGCAGUUUUAGCGCAAGGACCGGGCUCAUUUCUUGGUUAUUCCCAGACUGCACGCCUGCCGUGGAGAUGGGGGAUAAGGCGGGCACCAGAGUUUUCAAGAAAUCCAGUCCCAACUGCAAGCUUACGGUGUACCUGGGGAAGAGAGACUUUGUGGACCAUCUGGACCAGGUAGACCCCGUAGAUGGCGUAAUUCUGGUGGAUCCCGAGUAUCUAAAAGACCGGAAAGUCUUCGUCACUUUGACCUGCGCGUUCCGCUAUGGCCGCGAGGACCUCGACGUCCUGGGCCUCUCCUUCCGGAAGGACCUCUACAUCUCCACCUUUCAGGCGUUCCCGCCGGUGCCCGAGGAGAGUAAACCCAACAGCCGUCUUCAGGAGAGGCUGCUGAAGAAGCUGGGCCAGCAUGCCCACCCGUUCUACUUCACUAUUCCCCAGAACCUCCCAUGUUCUGUCACACUCCAGCCAGGCCCCGAGGACACUGGGAAGGCCUGUGGCGUUGAUUUUGAGAUCAGAGCUUUCUGUGCCAAGUCAAUAGAAGAGAAGAUACACAAGCGGAACUCUGUGCGUCUAGUCAUCAGGAAGGUGCAGUACGCCCCUGAGAAGCCCGGCCCCCAGCCCAUGGUGGAGACUACCCGCAGCUUCCUCAUGUCGGACCGAUCCCUGCACCUCGAGGCCUCGCUGGACAAAGAGGUACACACUGCGUCUCACAGACGCACACCGUCGCACACACGCAUGCAAUCUCACACACAUGCAAUCUCACACAUGAACUGUCUGAAACACACGCACACUGUCACACACACACACACACACACACACACACACACACACACACACACACACACACACACACACACAUUGUCACACACGCACAUUGACACUCACAUACACACACUGACUUGUGUGUGUUUCCCCUCCGGGUCACUCUCUCUCUCCUCUUCCUCCUCCUCCUCCUCCUCCAGAGACGUAUCGGUGGAGCUGCCCUUUGUGCUCAUGCACCCCAAGCCCAUAGACCCCGCCAUGUCCCGCCCGCAGUCUGCUGUACCAGACCUGGACCCACCCAUUGACACCAACUUGAUAGAAUUUGAGACCAACAGCAGUAUCACCCAGGACGACGACUUCGUCUUCGAGGACUUCGCCCGUCUGCGGCUCAAGGGCAUGGUGGAUGACAAGGAGGAGGACUGCUAGGAGAGCGCGCGCACAGACACACAUAACACGCACACACAUACACAACCACACGCACGCAUUAACACACACACACACACACACGCAUACUCAAACAUCGUAUACACGGGCACAUACACAGUCCCGAGUUAUGAAACACAAGAGGAAACAUUUCACAAGUAACGCGCAUCCACCCCCCAGCGCUGGGGGCUGAUCGGCCGGCGGGGGGCCCGUGGGGGUCCGUGGGGGGGGGGGUCCGCGGGCCGAGGGGACUUCCAGCGGGCGGGUCUCUCGCCCCUGCUCGUUGCCCCGCGGCCGUUCGUUGUGCUGCCAAUGUUCUGUCUUCACCCCCCCCCCCCCCCCCCCCAUCGCCCUCUCUCUCUGUCUCUGUCUCACUCGCCCUCUCUUCUCUUCCCCGGACAGGGGUCUCUGUGGGCGGGGUGGAUUGAUUGACAGGGUGGUUGGAUUGACAGGAGGGUUUGAUUGACAGGGAGUCCCGGCCGGGCUUGUGUAUUCGGUGGAGGAUUAGGUUUGGGGAGGGUUUUCUCUUUUGGUCGGGAUUAUUAUUAUUUGUUCACAACAAGACUUCUGAAGUGUCUUAGGUCUAGUGUCUUAAGUCUUGUGUCUUAGGUCUAGUGUCUUAGGUCGAGCCAAAGCGCAAAACACAGGGGUUGGCGUCCAGGGACGGCGUCCGUGAGGAAAUGGCUUGUGUGUGUGUCCCCCCCCCCCCCUCCAUGCCACACACACACACACACACACACACUUAUGCUAAUCAUAGCCAGGGCUUUUAAUUGCAAAACAAAACAAGAAACGGGGCACCGAAACUAAUAUUGGCUCAAGUAGCCAUAUCCCGCCCCCCCUUAACCCCCAUCCUCCUUUCCGAAAAAUUGAUUCAAAUUUGCCAAUUUCCGGUCUCCAAAGAGAGCGGUGAAGCUGAUUGGGUCCUAGAAGUACUUAAGUAUUGAUCCCUUCAGGAGCCAAAAGAAAAACGUUGUUUUUAAGAUAGAGCGCGUCGAGCAGCAAGCAUUUGUGCUAAAAAAAUAAAAUGUCCAACUCUUUCUACAACUUGUCAAUUGCCGUCUUAUUACAGGAUCAAUAUAUGAAACGGUCAAGAUGAUAUUUUACAAAUCGCUAAGGACCGCUGUUCUACACAGCGACUCAUGAAGGCAGGAUGUUUUGAAGCCGGUCCGGAUGGGACAGGUGCAAGCGUUGAUUUGCAGGAUUUCACCAGCAUUCCCAUUCUGCCCUGUUUCCCAAGCGUUCCAGGCGUGCUUUCCAAGCGUUACUUUCUGUAUAAAACGAAUAGACACGUCUACUGCUGCAGCAGCCAGUCCACUAGCAUUUCAGCUGCUGUUUAAGCUCCCUCAAUAACCCACACAGACACAGACACACACACUUUUCCACCUUGUCCUCAGCCACAGUUAUAGCUGCACUUUACACCCGAGACUCUUGAGUCACCCGCUGUGGAACGGACUCUGACUGAGACGAGUGUUUUGGCUAGGGACACGCACUUCCUGGGUGCAUUAGUGGCAGACACCUGACCAGACUAGACCACGAAUAUCACGACUCGAGAUUUUCCACGAGCCGGUCCUUUUGAUCGACGGCUCACCCCGAGACCUGGACCAUCUGUGACGCGAGUAAUGCAGACCGGGUCCCCGACUCUGGUCUAAAAGGGCACACCCUCGCCGCCGCCCCCCCCCCCCCCCCCCCUCCAAAAUGCUUGCUUACAGCACAACCACCACUUUCUUUCCAUGUCCACGUUCUCCCGACCCGCGGCCCUAAAACCCGGGAUUGAGCCGAGCGUCUGAGCGGCUGCAUGAUGGCGGCUGUGGGAUGCUGCGCUAGCAUAAAGGUGAGGUUCGUGUCGGUCCGCAGGCCUCUACUGCUUCGUGUCGUGUCGUUCUCAGCAUGAAUGUCGAUAGCCGUCAGUCGUUAACAUGUUUUGCGUGGUUAUCCCUGAGAUGUACGUCUCCCCCGUGUGGCUCACACGGGCGCUGCCGUUUAGGAUUGUUUUUUUCUUCUCUCAUUGGACGAUACCCCAAAGUCUAUUCUUGUUUUAGUUUUUUUUGGUUUUAUUUGUUUCCCGAGGAAUUGAAGGAUGCUUUUUUGUUUCUUUAGUCACGUAUAUGCAUCAAUUUCCUCCCCCCCCCCCCCCCCCCCCCCUUCUUUUUUUUUUCUUUUUUUUGUAUAUCGCGCAAAGGAAGCUAGAGUCUGCCUUGUUUCACAGUCUGUUGUAAUAUAACUCCCAUUUCAUAUGCUCACGGAAAAUUUAAAAAGAAAAAGAAGAGCCUUCGGUCCGGACAGGAGGCGGUGGCUCUAGAAACAGUCACGCUUGCAUUUGCUUUAGUUUUAGUUUCGUUCUCUCUUCAGCCACAAACCACUUAGAUUUACUCAGUCUGUAACUUUAAAUUCAUAAUAAUAAUAAAAUAAAAAACCCUACGAAGUAACAGCGGGAUAAAUAUGAAGCAUGUUCUGUUUAGUUGACUUCUUCCAAGCGGUGCUGUGACGCAUACGAGCUGUGAUCGUUGUCCUCUCUAUCAUCGUACGUCUGUGCGGUUUUCUGUCGCGGCGCCUCUGCUGAGUGGACAUGUUUUGAACAAGUGCCAUGUCCACUGGCCUUUUUCAUUCUUUUUUUAUUUUAUUUCUUCGAUGCUCGCCAUUUAUGUCUGUAAACACAGGAAGUCAUUUCUGCUGAUGGGACGUAUGCCAGAAAAAAAAAAGAUAUAUGAUUAUUAUGAUUAUAUAUUAUUAUUAUUAUUAUUAUUGCUAUGAUUAUUAUUAUUGUUAUUAACUGUUAUCACCAUUAUUACUUCUACUGUAUCAUAAUUGAAACCAUGAUUAUUCUCAUAAUCACUGAAGAAAAUCAAAUGUUUUUGCCAUUUCAUUUAUUUUUAUUUUAGAUUUUUAUUUUCUAUUUUUAUUAAAGUUUAAAUGAGCUAACCUA